Periconia digitata is the source of this 466-nucleotide messenger RNA. The record is from the annotation of a GenBank genome assembly. Lineage: Eukaryota; Fungi; Ascomycota; Dothideomycetes; Pleosporales; Periconiaceae.
AUGUUAUAUGUAUGCGCUUGUUCAAUUAAGGCGUUGUUCUGUGCACCACGCAGUAAUGAUGCGGUGGAUUGGUGUGGAAAGGGCAAACCAACAAAAUCCCAUGCCCUUCUUGAUGUUUUCUCGACUCCCAGCUUCCUAUUAACCGCAGCCCGCUAUGCUUUUCCAUGGGACAUACUUGGGAGGGAAGCCGAGAUGGAACAUACGUUCAUGAGAUUGGUGCAGGAAGGGGCAAUUCGCCGUAUAUUUGACUCUUGCUUGGAACGACGACGACGGGUGAAGCGCUAUUUCGAUCAAUCAAAACUUUCCACAUUAGCAACCCAGUGCCGACUCGGUGAGCCUCAGAAUCAUCAUUCGAACUGGGAAAAUGGAAUAGAUAUUGUAUUUGUCGACGACUCUACACCAAGAAAAAAAAAUGUACAUAUGGCAACACAGGGGGAUAUACCGCCGGAGGAUUGUGGGUAGGUAU